CGAAGAAGCCAAUCUCCCCUCCGGCCCCAAAUAACACAGAAACCCUAAUUUUUGGGUCCGAUUCAGAGUUUCAUCUCAGCCUCGCAUUACAUGUCCCACCCCCACUCACUCACCCUAUAUCCGUAAUAAUUUUACAUAUACCCAAAUUUCAUCUCUUUUAUAUUUUUUUCUUUCUCUCAUUUUCCCCCAAUUCUUUUAUUCUUCGUCCUCUUUCUCUUCUUCUCAUCAACAAACAAAUUUGUCAAAAUCCCCUCUUCUUUCCCCAAUCUUCCCAACCGUCAACAAUUCCGAUUCAUCACCGACUCAAUUCUUCCUAUCCUCCGAUCGAUCCGUCCUCCCUUUUCAUCCCUCUGUUUCAGGGGAGGGAAUGAAGAGAGGAGUUGGCUUGUUCGGAUAGUGUAUGACAGAUUUUAGGGACAAAUCUCAUCUGGCAUCAUAGAUCCAAUUUCAGCAACAUGUAUAUUGUUUGAAUCUUCUCUUGUGCUUGGAAAGCUUGCUGGAUGCAAACACAUGUUGCUGUCUCUGCUGUUGCUGUUACCUUUCCUCUUGCCUUUCCUUUGUUUCACGUAGUGCUUAUGAUUUAUUUUCCCCUCAAGAUCUCAGAAUUUUUGAAUUAGCAUCUCAUGUUCUUGGGUUCUUUUAUCUGCUUCCAGUAUUGGUAGAAUUGUUUUCCUUGUCCUGCAUAAUGUGAAUUCGGUUAUUUUGUUUGUAUUUUGUUUCUGUGGUAUAUUUAUCUGUGUGUAUUCUGGUGUACUUGCUGACUGGGGUGAUGUUUUGUGAUCACGCCAGUCAUAUUAUAUUAGCCUUCUUUUGUAGUUCAGGGUUUCAUUUCCCAUCAAAUUGCAACUAUUAUCUACGUAUAUACCAUUACAAAAGCGUUGCAGAAAGCGUUGAUUGUUUAAGGUUACUUGACUUUUUUGAAACUUUUGAUAUGUUGUUUUAGAAGGUAUCCCUUGCUUUUGUAACUUUUUGAGCCCCAUUGGCAACUUUUUUCUGUUUAAUGCAUGGAAAAGUACUUCCAUCUGUUUCUUGUUUCUAUAUGUUGCUGCUUUUGCAUAUUUUUUGCUGUCCUCAGUACUUUUGGAAGCGUUUUGCUUCUGUUGUUCCCACAGUUAAAUUAAAUUAUGUAAUCUGAUUCAGUUUCAGGAAGCAAAAAUUGAGGCUAAGGAGAUGUCUCCAGCAUCAAAAUCUAAGUCCAAGGACAAGAAAACAGGAAAGGAGCCUUCCAAGGCUUCUUCAAAGCCUUCAAACCAUGCUAGCACAGGAGGUGGGAUUCCUGCAAGUGGAUACAAUCCACUUUUGGGUACAUUUCACACAAUUGAGACAGCACCAUUGUCAUCUGCUGCUCCUCUGCAUGUUAAUGGUCGAUUUAGGAACAUAGAUGAGUCCGAUGAUCAGAGUGGGAACUCCUUCGGAAAUGGUGUGGAGUAUGAUUCUAUUUCCAAUAACGGGAGCUGGUCGGGUGAUUCAGAAGAGCAUAAAGAUAAACCAUCUCAUCUGCCUAUUCGUCAGGAGACAGUACCUGGAGCUGAUAAUGAUAAGCGAGAAAAAAUUCGUCAAAAGAAUGAGAGGAAGCAUCAGCGUCAAAAGGAGAGGCGAGCACAAGAACUACAUGAACGGUGCAGUGGCUAUCUUAUGUCAAGAAAGCUAGAAGCUCUUGCACAGCAGCUUGUGGGAAUGGGGUUCACCCAGGAACGGGCGACCAUGGCGCUUAUUCUUAAUGAAGGAAGAGUAGAAGCAUCUGUGGCAUGGCUAUUUGAAGAAGGUCAAGAAGCAGAUAAGCAUAAGGAGCAUAAUCUUGACAGUGGGAGUAAUCUAAAAAUUGACAUAUCUGAGGAACUUGCCCGAAUUGCAGAUAUGGAGAUUAGAUACAAAUGUUCCAAGCAGGAAGUAGAGAGGGCUAUAGUCGCCUGCGAGGGUGAUCUUGAUAAGGCAGAAGAAACUUUGAAGGUCCAGAAGCAAGAUCCUCCUCCUUCUGUUCCACCUAAGCCUGAAGAAACUGGUGAUCCGCCCACUGUAAGCAAUAGUAAGCUUCCAGUACCUGCUAAUCCAAACUUACUGAAGGCACAACCAAAACCACCUUCAGCAAUUAUGAUACAACAAAAAAGAGAUGAGAAAGACUUCAACUACACAAAAGCUACAGUUACAUCAGGGCCGUUGGUGGAUCCUGCAAACAAGAAUCUCCAGUCAUUAAAAAGAAUUCCGCCCAAAAUGGAUUGGGCGAAGCCCCAACAAAUUGGUGUGCCAGCAGAGAAACGAUGGCCACUUUCAAGCUCAAAUCCAUCUGUUUCCUAUUCUUUGGCAUCAUCAUUGCAGGCCUCUGCUCCACCAGCAAAGACAGAAUCCCGAUAUGUGCCUGGUGGGAGUGAACUGAAGAAUCUACAGAUAGGAUCUGUCAGAGAACCAGUAAUAGUGAUGCAGCGCCCUCAAUCCAUGAAUGGAAAACAGAAUCCCAGUUCUAGUGUAACUUCAUCCUCACCUGGGCCAACCAUGGGAUGGUAUCCUAAUAGUGUUGAGACAUUGAAGUCCAAUGGGAUAAUGCCACCUGUUUCUGGUGCAAGAAAUCCUAGUCCGAACAGUGUAAGUACAAAUCAAAUGUAUAACCAAUUUCAAUAUCAGCCUCAGCAGUUCGUGUCAAGCAGUGGUGCAAUGGAUUCUCCUGGAGCAACCCGAGCGAAUGGUUUGUGGAACAGAGCAGGCACUUCUUCAACACUAGCUCCAGCUUCCAACCUCGGGCUUUUUGCUGGUUUAGGUAUGAAUGGGGCUUCGGGGUCGUCAUCUCCUGUCGACUGGAGUACUGGUGGAUCAAUGGGGCAGUUAGAUUACACCAACAUCGACUGGAGUCUGAAUCCCGGAUCUUCCAUGUCAAGGCCUGGUUUGUGGCAGGGUAUGAAUUCUUUUAUGCAACAUGAUAAUCCACGUACAUACGAUUCGUUUUCUUCUGGAAUGGGUGUGAAGCCUAGCAUGAGACCCAUCCUGUCGAAUGGUAGUGCCAUUUCGAUGUCAGGAAUGCAGGAUGUAGUAAGUUCUACUGAAACAUCUUCUACUAGUGGUUCUCGUGAAUGGACUUCUCCGUUUGAAGAGAAAGAUCUUUUCAGUUUACCCAGGCAGUUUGUUUCCUCUCCCUCUCUGUAGGAUGAUGGUUUGAGAGGAAAGUUAAAGAAAAUAAAAAGCCAAAAAAAGAAAAGAGACAAGAAACUGUGCUUGAAAAAUUUCAUGUUGGUGUUCGUUCUUCUGAUGCUUUGACCGUGUGCUUGUUUCUGGUUCUUCUAAUCAUAGUGGAAAAAGCAUCUUUUCUUUUUGUCUUCCUUCUUAACUUUUAUUCUUGUCGCUUGUGUUGGCAAAGCUGCCCUCGGUAUGAACUGCUGCGCUCUCUUUCUCGGUCUCUCUCACUCUCUCUGUUCGACAUACAUAUAAACAUCUCUUGCAUCUGAGUUAUUGGGCUCAGUGGUUCUAUGAAAUAUCGAUCGACAUGAUUGAGG
Oldenlandia corymbosa var. corymbosa is the source of this 3482-nucleotide messenger RNA. The record is from the annotation of a GenBank genome assembly. NCBI's taxonomy places the organism in Eukaryota, Viridiplantae, Streptophyta, Magnoliopsida, Gentianales, Rubiaceae.